AUGGCCACCAGAACAUCCACCCGUCAAGCUGCUCAGAAAGCAAAGGAAGCCAUUGCGGCUGCUCCUGAUGUCAAGAGCCGGGGUCCUGCCGGCUCCAAGCGCAAGGAAAGUGUCGACAAGGGCCCUGCACCGAAGAGAGGCAAGAAGGACGACAAGGAGAACCAGGAGGCGACCGAGGGUAUGACCCCGGAGAAGCCCGACGUGCAACCUGUAGAGAAGCCCGAGCAGCACGCCGAAAAGGAGGCCGAGAAGACACCUGAUGACGAGCUGGAAAAGCCUGUGGAGAAAACUACCGAGGAAGCUGAGAAACAACCUGAGUCAAAGCCGGACGGCAAGUCCGAGGAUGCUGAAACCAAAGUCGAAGAGAAACCAGAAGGGACAGAGGAGAAGCACGAGGAAAAGCCAACCGCUGAAGCUGAAGCUGAAGCUGGCGUCAAGACCUCCCACGAGCGGGAAGAGAAGGUUGCGUCGAACGUUCUCGAGAAAGGGAUCAUCUACUUCUUCUAUCGGCCGAGAGUCAAUGUGACCGAUCCCCAGAAUGUCAACGAGAUUGCUCGGAGCUUCCUGGUGCUGCGACCGACGCCCAUUGGCGCGACUUUGGAUCACGAGGGCUCGGUGAAGCUUGGCACCAAGUGUCGACUGAUGAUGCUGCCCAAGAAGAAAUUCCCGACCUCUGGCAAGGAGCGAGACAUGGGAUUCGUCGAGAAGGCCGGACAAAGCUUAAAGUCGCUGCAGGAAAGCUUCAUCGCCGGUGAGACUUACGAUACGGCCACCCAGGGCGAGCGGAGCGUCCCCGAAGCCAGGCCGUACGCGGAGGGCGUGUACGCCAUCACGUCCAGCAAGCGGACUUCUCACCUGGCGUACGUCCUGACUAUCCCCAAAACGAUCGGGACGAUCCAGGAAGACUUUGGCCUCCAUUCCCGCGGCAGCUGGGUGGUUCAGUCGAAGAACCCCAAGCACCCCGGUCCUCCUCACGCCCAGAUCAAGCAGGAACCAGAGUAUCCCGACAGUGUGCGCGAGAAAUUCGGCGACUACCGCUGGGUUCCGUUGCAGCCCGAGUUCAUCGACUAUUCGAACGCGCAGUUCCUGAUGAUCGGGGCGGCCACAGACAGCUUGGGAAAGGCGGCGACAGUCGAAGAUGGCGAUGAGGAGGCCAACGAGGAGCAACCCGGUGAGGAGCUGGAGAAGCUGGAGAAAGAUAAUGAGGAGCGGAUCGAAGCACUGCGUGGCGACGACACGAUCUACGAGGAUUUGGGAUUGGAUGCGAAGAACUACCCGGCAGUGCCGACCACCUGGCACGGUCACUAA
Aspergillus heteromorphus CBS 117.55 is the source of this 1308-nucleotide messenger RNA. RefSeq lists its product as uncharacterized. NCBI's taxonomy places the organism in Eukaryota, Fungi, Ascomycota, Eurotiomycetes, Eurotiales, Aspergillaceae. The transcript is spliced from 4 exons. The coding region runs from base 1 to 1308 and encodes 435 amino acids. The record is from RefSeq and is a predicted model, not a curated record.